CACGAACCAGUACCGAUGAGCUGCCGGAAUUCGACUACAGUCUGGAAGUUUUCUUUGUACCGCGCGGUCAUCUAACGUUUCGAACCGUGCAAAAUUGCCUUCGGCAGUCCCCGGGGAUUAGUCUGAGACUCGACAUCAACCGUUUUCCGUCGCGCUCGCUAGGCAUCCAUGAACCAGAGGUUAUCGGCACGUGCAAGUACCCCAGCAAUUGAACGCACAUGACGGAAGUUACGACGUAAUAGUUGUCUGCGACUUCAAAACGUAAUUUCCUGUGGAUCCAGCCAGUGUGCUUAGUGUUGUUGCUGGUUCUAGUUGAAGUGCCCAAUUUGUUAAUAUAGAACUGGCAAGGUGAUUCGAGCCAGACAAGCAAAGGACUUUGCAAUCAUCAGAAAUGUUUUUAAAGUGUAUUGCAUACAAUCCCAAACCGUUACUAGACAGCUCAUGACCGUUAUCGGGACAUUACUUACAAGUGCGGCGGAUAAAACGCCUAUAAGAGAUCGCCAAACGCCAACUUCGGCUGAUCCUUAAAAAAAAACAUCAACAAUCAGAAUCUACCAAAAAACCCAUCAAUACUCCAGAGCCAUUUACUCAAAAGGCAAAUACCUUCGCGAUUUGUGGAAAAAUACACAGUACUUAACCUACUUUAUUCCGCUCAAACUCCUUAUAGAGAUAAUAAAGAAUCAAAACCAUCCAAGAUGGCGCUCGAUUUCGCUGCAGGAUGUCUUGGAGGAUGCGCCGGUGUACUGGUCGGUUACCCGUUCGACACGGUGAAGCUUCACCUCCAGACACAGGACUUCCGGAAUCCAUUAUACAAGGGAACACUGGAUUGUUUUCGUAAAAUUAUCGCCAAAGAAACCGUUCGUGGACUUUACCGAGGAAUGUCCAGUCCAAUGGCCGGCGUUGCCGUUGUCAAUGCAAUAGUUUUCGGCAUCUAUGGAAAUGUACAAAGAAGAACAGCUGAUCCGGAUUCACUGCAUUCCCAUUUCCUAGCAGGAACUGCGGCUGGCCUUACGCAAAGUUUCGUCUGCUCACCAAUGGAACUUAUAAAAACGAGACUACAGUUGCAGGGCAAUCUUCCAAAAGGGGCAUUCAAGUUUAAAGGACCAUUGGACUGCUUGAGACACAUAGCUAGAACGGAAGGGUUCCGAGGAGUGUUUCGCGGUUUGGGAAUAACUGCUGCCAGAGAUAUGCCUGGAUUUUCAUCCUACUUUGUAUCGUACGAGCUGAUGGUUCGUUCGGUCGACGAUCCAUCGCCAUUCAGCAUAUUAAUGGCAGGUGGAUUGGCCGGAACUAUUUCUUGGCUAUUAACAUUCCCCGUCGAUGUUGUCAAAUCUAGACUGCAGGCCGAUGGCAUGAGUGGGAAACCUCAAUACCUAGGUAUUGUGGACUGCCUACGAAAGAGUUAUGCAACGGAGGGCCUGUCGUUUCUGUCUCGAGGUUUGGCGUCGACUUUACUGCGAGCAUUCCCUAUGAAUGCGCUAUGUUUCCUAGUAGUUUCAAUCGUGAUGAAAAGUUUUGGCGAAUCCAGUUUAAAUUUAGAACUAAGCCCAGCAGAACCCCUGCUGAUGGUACAACAACCCGCCGGUGCAGUGAAGGUGACAAUGAACAAGCGCCACCACGAACUCCAUGAUAUUCAUAUUUUAAACAUUAAGCAGAACACGUAUCGCUUUUUGAGCUUCCUGGGAGCGUUCAGCGAAGCAGUCUGUUGCGCCGAAAUGGACGAACUCGCACACGAUCUUCACUCCAAUGAGGAUGGUGGCUAUUACUACUCAAAACUGAACGAAUAUCUGCAAAGCACCAAUCCAGAGUACUGCAAACGAUUCCCCUUCAUAGACUAGAAUAUGUUUGUUGAAUCCUUACACGCAUCCACUGAAACCACGUGAACUGUAUUGUUGAUUUAUAAUCUAAGUUUUAUUUAAUUGUUUUGUA
Molecule: messenger RNA, 1929 nt
Organism: Wyeomyia smithii (pitcher-plant mosquito)
Lineage: Eukaryota; Metazoa; Arthropoda; Insecta; Diptera; Culicidae
Product: mitochondrial basic amino acids transporter
Exons: 3
Coding region: 696-1838 (380 amino acids)
Biological process (GO): mitochondrial L-ornithine transmembrane transport
Cellular component (GO): mitochondrion
Molecular function (GO): high-affinity L-arginine transmembrane transporter activity
Source: RefSeq, a predicted model, not a curated record